AUGUAUAGUUAUGAACAUAUACCAGUUGAAUGGUUUACUUCAAAUAGACGACUAAGAUCAUCGAAGUAUCCACCACCAAUGUCUCGACCAGUAUCGAAAAGUUUUAAUCGAAUAUCUGAUUUUAUAUUUCCUGAUACAGUACACGUACAUUUUCGUUCUUCUUCUUCUUCUUUUCGUCAUCAAGAACAACAACAACAACAACAACAACAACAACAGCCUAUUUUUCAACGAUAUCAGCGAACUGAAAAUUAUAGUUUACCUGUAUUGAAUCAACGUGAUUUAAUUAUUGUUGAACGUUUACCAGUUGAAGAAUUAGAUGAUAUUGAUUUACUCUAUCGUGAACAAUAUUAUGAACCAAAUCGACAAAUUCAACGUCGUUAUGCAUCAACUAUUGAUGAACGUCGAUUACCAUCGAAUGAAAAAAUUUCAACAGGAUUAAAAAAUCGAUCCGUUGCAUAUCGUGAAAAAUUUCGUGAUAGAAGAAAACGUCAUACAACUGAUAAUGCAUAUCAUUCAAUGUUAAAAUCAAUUAUAGAAAAAGAUCAACAACAAUAUACAAAUGAUAGAAAUUCAAAUUAUAUUCUUUCAUAUAGAACUACUCUUGAGCCAAUUACAGAUUCUGAAUCUAUGACAUCUAUUAAUCAACAAAAUCAACAAAAACAAUAUAAUAAUGAUACUUCACGUUAUCGAGUGCCAAUCAAUGGAACAAUUCCUAUUAUAAAUGAAAAAAUACGUUCAAGACAAUUUAGUUCAACAGUAAGUACUCGAGAUUCAUCAAGUGAUACAGAUAUCACUGAUAGACGUCCAAAAAUAAUAAAUUCUACUAAUUAUCAACAAGAUUCAUCAUCAUAUGUUAAUUCAUCAAAUGUUCCUUCAACGAUUUGGCAACGUCUUUCAUCUAAUCGUAUACAUGUUCAACAUCAACCUGACAGAUUCAUUCCCAUUCAUUCAUCAAUGGCAGACACAAACAAUCAUGAAACAAUGUCUGAUUCGAAUAAUCUGAUCACUUCAUCGCCAUUUAAUAACGUUAUUAAUGAUCAGAUAAACAAUCAAACAUCAUCACAGGACUCAAAUCAUCAUGUUUCUGUGUGCGUCAAUGAUUUAAAGACAACGUUAUUUAUUGAUGAAGACGCAUUGAAUAAUACAAAGACAACUACUACUAAUAAUAAUAAUGAUAAAAAAGCAGUUAUAAAAACAUUUGUUGAUCGAAUUAUCAAACGAUUACAGCAUUUUAAAUCUUCACUUGAUAAUGGUUUAAUUCAUAUACGAAAACGAAAUACAUUAGUUAAUGGAUCAAUUAUUACUGCUGAUUAUCAUUCACCUACGGAAAUAAUAAAAAAACAAACAAAUAUAAAUCAAUCAGUCGGUUUUGUCGAUGAAAAUAAACUUGUUCGACCAUAUUUUUUAAUUAAACCACAAACAGCACUUGUAUUACCUAAUGAAAUAGCGAAAUUUAAAUGUUGUUUUGGUGGUGAUCCAUUUCCGACUCUUAUCUGGUCACAUAAUGGUUCUCGUAUACCUGAAAUAUUACUUACCAGUGAUACAACAUCAUCACGAUAUCAAACAUAUAAAUUACAUGAUAUUUAUUAUUUGGAUAUUGGACCAAUUAGUCUUCAAGAUCAUGGUCAAAUAAAGUGUACAAUUAUGAAUAGAUUUGGUCGAGAAGAAGCCAUUGCUCAAUUAUAUGUUGUUCCUUCAGCAGCUGACGCUACACCAUAUAUUACACAGCCACUUAAUGAUAUAACUAUUAUUGAAGGAAAACCAUUAAAAAUAUCGUGUGGCAUUACUGGUUUACAAGUAACGGUCAACUGGUUUCAUAAUGGAAAAUUGAUUUCACCGAUGGCAGAAUCAAAAGGUGAUUAUAAUAAUGAAAAAUCUAUAUUUACUCUUUCUUGUUGUUUGAGAACUGAUGCUGGUACAAUUGAUUGUCUUGUUAAAAAUCGUUUUGGAGAAGCAAGAACAAGUUGUCGUAUUCAAGUAAUCAAAGAACCAGAAUUUGACCGGUGA
This is a messenger RNA of Rotaria sp. Silwood1, 2007 nucleotides long. Lineage: Eukaryota; Metazoa; Rotifera; Eurotatoria; Philodinida; Philodinidae. The record is from the annotation of a GenBank genome assembly.